Haliotis rufescens (red abalone) is the source of this 2189-nucleotide messenger RNA. RefSeq lists its product as uncharacterized. Lineage: Eukaryota; Metazoa; Mollusca; Gastropoda; Lepetellida; Haliotidae. The transcript has 3 exons. Bases 511 to 846 code for a protein of 111 amino acids. The record is from RefSeq and is a predicted model, not a curated record.
ACCACUUGGUCCUGGAGGCUUGAUUCUGGUGAUCCGAAUGGCAAUACAUACGGUGUUGACAGCUGUAUCCAUAUGAACAGUGGUUGAUACUCAUCUUUUCCUCAAUUAUUAACAUGAAUAAAGUAAGGAAACUCGGAGUACAUCGAGUGAGUAAACAUGACACUGAAGAAGACGCUUUAACAUCAAUCACACAAAAAUACAUUUUCAGACCCUCAAAUAAAGCCUGCUUUUCACACUUAUAUACAACAUAUAAUGUGGACAUGCAGAUAUAAAUUAGAUUAAGAAUUAACUAUGUAUAGAAUAUGAAAUACACGCAUUGCGUCACUUCAAAUUAGCGGUAUUAACUAAUAUUUCGAAACUGAGAGUUAUCUCCCUUCCGUUAGUGCCGCCUGUUGCCUAGCUACCGAUCUCAGUAAAGCGACGCCAUUUUGUCUUGCUUCAUCUGCUGUGUCUCUCCUUUGUCAAUCUAUAAUCUACCUUGGAUAUUGAGCAUCGCUUGAGUUUUUCAAGAUGCAGUCAAGUGGUUAUGUUCAAGAGAGGAUGUUUCACCAGGCUUUCACCCCUGCUGCCACUCCUGUCCCACGUCGACGUCCUUGUGUGUACCACCCUGAACCCCUGUCCACCCUCCCCACCUCCUACACCUCUGUCCCCGACCCAGCCCCUGUCUCUGUUUCUGUCAACAUCACCGGCCACGUCAUUAUGGUUGACACCGACUUUGUGGAGAUAGAUCUCGGCCGUGAGGAAGACACACAACCCCUCCCAACCCAGUCCUUCCUGAGAGCCUUGCUGUCCCGUUUCAUCAGUCUGGUCAAGAGAGUCUUCACCUCCAACAAAAACGACGCAUAAAGUGACAUUUUUGUAACAAUCUGAGAAGUCACCUUUCCUUUUUUGUUGUAUGGACACUUUGGCAAAUUAGUUAUCAUUCCCAUUUGGUUGUUCUUUCAUUGGCAUGAUUAGUAAAUUUUGUUGUUGUUCAAAUUGUUGUUGGUUGCUUUAUUCUAUUGUUAGUGUAGGAGCCUCCUUACGUAUGGAACAAACUCAAACAUAACCUGAAGCUACGAGUCACAUUACACAAUUCUGCAUUCUGAUUCUACAUUUGUAGAUCUCCUUAGGUCUGUGACAACUUGGCGAAUAUCAUAUGCAAUAGUUAAAUAUCGUAGUCCAAUAAUAGGUUUCACAAAUUACUCAUGUUAGAAAUCGAACCUUUUGGUCAGGGUGUGACGAGCGAACACUAACUACUGUGCCACCCUUCAGCCAAUCUGUUUUCAGAUUUGCCAGUUUAAAUAUGUUCAAAUUUCAUAGAACACUCAAUAAUAACCCCUCAAAGAUUUAUUAGCCGAGUGUUUAUAUAUACUAGUAUAUAUAUGGAAUUAAAAUAUAUAUAAUGCGAGCUCAGCAAUUUAGUUGAGGACAAUUAUUUCCCCAAAAAAACUUCGAACAUUGUGUUUAAAAGAGGGAUAGUAAGAACCUGAAUAGGGAUGUAUCAGGAAAGUGUUCGAAGAGAAGUCCUAACUCGGUAGACUAUGGGCCAUAAGACCUGGACAUGAUUUUCAGCACCUGUCUCCCUGGUCUUGAAACAAAAUUGUAUUUAAUGUGCUCUUGAUGCUGAUUUUGUGGAACAUCACAGGCCAUGUUAUUACAGUUUCUCGGUAACAGCAUGCUAUGAAGUUCUCAAACAAUUUCUUACCAAAACAGGCUUCCUAACAUUGAAUUGAAUUUGGUGAAACAGGUCAAUAAUAUACUGGUAUACUAUAUAUCUGCAGAACUAAUUACAGUUUACAGGAUAAUAAUGAUAAUAAUUUGUGUACUGUACCAUCCAAAUACAAUUCGGAAAUAUUUAGGAAAUAUUUCUUCCUUGCUAAUUAUUUCCUAGCUUUCAUAACUCAUAAAUAAAUGUAUACAAUCUUUGUGAUGGUCAUGACAAUAAUAUGGUUGACAUUAACUUGAGACUGACUUAUUUGAGAUUUUGGCAGUGAGGAAGAAACACAAAUCCUCCCAGCCGUCCUUCCUGAGAGCCAUGAUGUCCCGUGUCAUCCGAGUGGUCAAAAGAGUCUUCACCUCCAGCAACAACGUUUAAAGCUUUCUUUGGAACAAGUUCCAGGAUAUUUUGUUGGAUUCAUUCACUUUUUGUCUUGUUAAUUAUUUCCAUAUGGUUUCAGUUGUAUAAAUAAAUGUUUUUGUUGUUCAAA